Haliotis rufescens (red abalone) is the source of this 3011-nucleotide messenger RNA. RefSeq names its product TRAF3-interacting protein 1-like. The record is from RefSeq and is a predicted model, not a curated record. The coding region runs from base 154 to 1770 and encodes 538 amino acids. Gene Ontology annotation, biological process: intraciliary transport; regulation of microtubule cytoskeleton organization; cilium assembly. NCBI's taxonomy places the organism in Eukaryota, Metazoa, Mollusca, Gastropoda, Lepetellida, Haliotidae. Gene Ontology annotation, cellular component: axoneme; ciliary basal body; centrosome. Gene Ontology annotation, molecular function: microtubule binding. The transcript has 16 exons.
UAGUGCAUGCCGGGUGUAAAUUCCGUCUAUGAAACCUGUCAGAAGAGUUUGAUAAUGAACGAAACUACAUGAUCUGACUGAAUUCCGAAGUGUAUCGUUUGCCUGCUGAGCAAAUGAGUUGACAGUUUCGCAUAGAUUUAUCACGAAGAAGAAAUGGAUCCGAAAAUUGCAAAGAAAACACAGAAUACUUUGGGAAAAGUGAUCUCGAAGCCCCCUUUGACAGACAAACUCUUGGGAAAACCGCCGUUCAGAUUCCUUCAUGAUGUUACAACAUCGGUCAUCAAGACAACAGGGUUUAUGAAUGGACUGUUUACUGAUUCUGAAUUGAACUCUGAAAAUGUCAAGGAAAAGGAGACCAAAGUGGCAUUCCUUCAGAAAGCAAUUGAUAUGGUUUCCCUGGUAACUGGGAAGUCUCUGGCAGUGCGACCACAGAAGAUAGUGGCAGGACAUGAGCCAGAGAAGACAAAUGAGUUCCUGCAGGUGCUUGCUGAGGCUAUCAAAAUGAAGGUUAAUAAUGACGAGUAUGUGAAGAAACUUCUCAAGGGAAAAGGAGGCGGGGGAGGAGCCGAGACGAAAGACAAGGAGAAGGACAAGGAGAAGGAGUCAAGGUCACGUAGUGCUGACAAAAGGAAAAAGGAAUCGGAGGAGAAGAAAGAUAAGGGUCGUGACGAUAAGGAGAAGUCAAGGGAUAGGGAAAAGAGCAGGGAUAAGGAAAAAGAAAAGAGUCGAGAUGAAGGAAAAGACAGAGAAAAGAGCAGGGAUAGAGACAAAGAUAGGAGCAGAGACCGUGACAAGGAUCGAGAGCACAGGCGUAAGAAGCGAGAUGAGCCUGGGAAGGAAAACGAGUCUCCGGCAGGUGACAAGAUGGUGAAUGGCGAGGAACACAACAAGCAGGAAACACACACUCGUCUGCAGAGGCCAACUUCGGCAAAGGGGUCGCGGAGACGUCGUGAAGGCCGCCGUGCUGCGGACAGUGAAGAAGAAGAUGAAGAGUUUGUGCAGAAGCAGGAGCCCGCGGUGGGGGAAGCCGACCUGCCACCCCAGGUGGCCAAUGCACGGAGAAUUGCGCGCCCGUCCAGUGCCCGCCCGGCUCCCCCGAGACCAAAGCAAGAUGGUGUAGAGAGUGAGCCAGCUAUGAGACUCGGCAGUGGACACCCAACCAAUGUAAUCGUGGACAAUGGCCAGCAGUCUGAUGAAGAUGAUGAGAAUUUCCUGGUAGAAGAGUCUGCACCACCCCCACCAGAGCCAGAGCCGACGGUGCUGAGCAAGCAGGAAGGGGAAGAUGAUGCUGAGCACGGAGCUCUUGUGAAGAAGAUGCUGGAGACAAAGAAGGAAUUUGAAGAGGGAAGUCAGCCACAACAGAGUGGACCUCCCAAGAAAACUGAAAUUGAAAGACCAGCCAUGUCUGAUGCUGCCAGGAGAAAACAGCGUGAGAUUGUACAGAAGGAGAUCAACAAGCUGCGGAACAGCAUCCAGAGCCUGACACGAAGCGCCAACCCGCUGGGGAAGAUCAUGGACUAUGUGCAGGAAGAUCUCGACUCCAUGCAGAAAGAGCUGGAGAAGUGGAAAUCUGAAAACAAGGAACACUCACUGGCCCUCAAGAGGGAGAGAGGCAUUACAGACCGGUCGGUGGAGCCACUCAAGGCCCAGCUUUCCGAACUUGACCAAGCAAUUAAGGACCAGCUGGACCUCAUUGCAGCUACCAAGUCCAACAUCAUCAGGAACGACCAGAAGAUUGACAAGAUGCUCAAGAGUAUUGCCAAGUCGUGAUGAUGACCCUCUCUCCUGGUGCUAUGUUCUAGCAGGGCGGUCAGGUGGGGAUCUACAGGCGAGAUAACAACACCCUGUAACCUUCACAUUUCUUAAGCUGAAACUUUAUAAUUCUACUGAAGACAAAUGUUUGGAAAUGACUUCCAUAUACCUUUUUAUUUAAAAUCUGUACGAUUCAAAAGAGUUAUUUUGGGUAAUAAUUCAUCAGUAUUUAUUGUGGAGUAAUGACAUUCUCAUUUCAUAUCUGUGUGGGGGGGUGUAAAAAUACAGGGGAGGUCACUCUGUUACAUAUUCCAUUUUUGAGAUUAUGUAUAUAUAUAUAAUCUCAAUACAUGGGAGGAUUAUUUCAGGUUGACUACAUAUCAGAUCAUUUGCACAUGUGGUUCUUUUUAGCACAGGGGGUUCGGGUAGCCUAGUAGUUAAAGCGUUCGCUCGUCACGCCGAAGAUCCGGGUUUGAUUCCCGACAUGGGUACAAUGUGUGAAGCCCAUUUCUGGUGUCCCCGCCGUGACAUUGCUGGAAUAUUGCUAAAAGCGGCGUAAAACCAUAUUCACUCACUCGCUCUUUUUAGCAAAAUCAGAACAACAUAGCUGUCACUUGUGUCAUGAGACAUCCCUUGAGGAGACCAAGAAAAGUAGUUUGCUCAAUCACCUACCAACCAGCAUCCCCGAACUUAUGGAGACAGUUUUGAUUUUGAGAACUAGGAUAUGAUAUUUAAGAUUUCCUCAUUACCAAGUUGACAGUUGUUAUCAUUAAUAAGAUGGCUCCCUUUCACUCUUUCAGUAAUGAGUGUUAUGUGUGAAUUGAUUUGCAAAAAGAUUCAAUUUCCCUUCCUAUGCCCACAUGCCCUCCAAAUGAGUCGGUUCCAGUAGUUCCAGUUCCUACAAAUUCCUGCGGUCUAGUACAACAUUCUACAUUUCCCCAUUGUUUAACAUUACAAGGGCAUUUUAUCUUUACCCAGGCUAGUGAAGCUUUUCAGUUUAGUUCUCGCCCUAACAUGAGUAUGGGACAACCAGUCGAACUGGAGGUAUGGCAUCACUAUAGAAUAACGGAGGAGGUGUAUCAUGAUGUGAAACGGUAUCUCUGUAUUCUUACACCCUAUUCACUUCAUUAUUUAUCCGGGGGCACGGGUGGCCCAGUCGUCUAAGGCGCCGCGAUUCGCUGUGCAGAGUUGCGUCCCUUGGGCACGCCAGAAACCUAUGAUUGUGGGUUCGAAUCCCGGUUCGCCCCGAUUAUGUUUCU